AUUCUGAAAAAUUUAAAAGCAUGUUAUGUUAUUAUGGAAAAGCUCUUACUGAUGCAUUGUAUGACUAUCAACACCGGCAGCACAAAGAUGUUUUAUAUGAUCCCAAUGAAUUUGUAGCGAUGUUAAACAAUUAUAAUUCAAAUCUGAAAUCAUUCUUUGAUGCAAUAGUUGAAAUGACUAAUCCGAAAGGAAAAAGUAAUGAAACCAAUGAAGUUAACCAAUGUAAAGUUGUUGGUAUUUGCUAUGAACUUGCUGGAAUGCGAAUUGAUGCAUUAGCUACUUUAGGUGUUACUGCAUCAUAUAAAGUAAUUGCAACAAGAAAACAAAAAUUAUUAGAAACACGAGAUUCAGAUCUCGAAAUAUAUUUUAAAGAUCAGUUGAGAUAUGCGCAUUUUUUAAAUGUUGAUGACUACCAUGAUAUACAUGAAAAGCGAAUGCCUAAUGUGACUUCACUUCACACGAUAAAUCAUAUGGCUACUAUUUGUGUUAAUUUGUCAAAACAUU
This is a messenger RNA of Dentiscutata erythropus, 504 nucleotides long. NCBI's taxonomy places the organism in Eukaryota, Fungi, Glomeromycota, Glomeromycetes, Diversisporales, Gigasporaceae. The record is from the annotation of a GenBank genome assembly.